This is a messenger RNA of Cooperia oncophora, 249 nucleotides long. Lineage: Eukaryota; Metazoa; Nematoda; Chromadorea; Rhabditida; Trichostrongylidae. The record is from the annotation of a GenBank genome assembly.
AUGCAGAACAAGAUGAACACCGAUUUUGAAUUACUGAUUCGAUUGAUGAAAGAGCACGGGAAAGCACCCUCGUCCUCUGAUGAAUCAGUCGAUUCAGUACGUCCGCGACGGGUGGUGUCGAUCAGUCCAGGUGAGAUUGUUCGGCUGCCGAAUGGAGGUGAUGAGAUGCGCGUGUCGCGAUUAUCGAGUCACGAACCUCCGUCGUUACCGACCAGUAGAAGUUCAGACGAUGCUGAUACACUGUUGUGA